AUGGCCAACUCCUCCGCCGCCGCCGAUUCCCGCCACCCGCUCUCCCUCACGCCUCCUCCGCAGAUCUCCAAAGAUGGUCAUGCAUCUGACAAUCCCAUCCCUCUUUCUCCUCAGUGGCUGCUUCCGAAGCCAGGCGAUACUAAGCCUGGAGCAGGAACUGGGGAAGUCCAUUUUGGCUCUCAUCCAGCCUAUGGUAAUCGCACAGACAGCAUCAAGUCUCCUGGUACUAAUGGUGAAGAGAUGCAUGAUUUGCAUAAGAAAAAGGAUGUUUUCAGGCCUUCUUUGCAUGACAUGGAACCUGGUCGCCGCGAUCGCUGGCGUGAUGAGGAAAGGGACACCAAUCUGUCAGCCCGGAAAGACCGCUGGAGGGAUGGUGAGAAAGAGCUUGGUGACAGCAAGCGAAUGGACCGCUGGGUGGAGAAUCCCUCUGGCAGGCAUUAUGAAGCUCGGCGGGUCCCUACUGAGCGCUGGGGGGUUGAUUCGGGUAACAGAGACAAUAAUUAUGAGCAGCGGCGUGAGAGCAAGUGGAACAGCCGCUGGGGACCUGAUGGUAAGGAGACAGACUCUGGCAGAGAUGUGGAUGUACCUCAUGAGAAAGGCUUGGGGAUUCUUCCCACACAAGGGAAGGAUGAUCGAGAGGCUGACCAUAAUCGACCUUGGAGAUCUGGUUCCUCUCAAAGUCGUGGGAGAGGAGAUGCCCCCCACCAAACAACACCUUUGUCAAACAAACAGGGCCCUAUGUUUCCAUAUGGCAGGGGACGUGGUGAAACCAAUCAAACAUUUUCUGUUGGUCGUGGAAGAAUUGGGGCUGGUGGAAGUUCUAUUAACAGCGCUUCAACUCAUCCUCAACCUCUAGGGCCCAUCCUGGACAAGGCUGAAAAUGGGCCUCUAAGAUAUGGCAGGACCAAAUUGUUAGAUUUGUACAGGAGGACUGAUAUGAGGUCAUCUUGGCAACUAUUGGAAGAGUUUGUCCAUGUGCCAUCUCUUACGCAGGAAGAUAUGGUGGAACCGCUUGCACUAUGCUUACCUAAUCCCGAAGAGAUGGUUGUGCUGAAGGGAAUUGACAAAGGGGAAAUUAUAGGUAGUGGUGCCCCUUCACUUUCAAAAGAUGGAUCUAUGGGGCGGAACACGGUAGAUUAUACUCAUUCGAGAAGGGCUAGAGUUGGUAGUAGGGAAGAUGGAACUCUUUCUGUUGAUGAUAGUAAGGAUGAUUACAUGGAGAAUAUGAAAGGUGGCUUUGGGAAUUAUACCGACGGCCCAUCUAAUGAGAGGCAGUUGCAAUACUCUGGUUCCAACUCUAAGUUGGAGUCGUUACAAGACCAUUUGGUGCAUCCUGAAAACAGAUUCAAAGCUGAAGGUCCUAGAGAAAAUAUCGGACCUUAUAGGAAGACUGAGGAUGCACCUAUUAGUAGGGAAUCAAGUUCACAGGGAAAUUAUUCGGCACCCUGGCGAGCACAGUCUUUGGGAGAGCAAUUCCAUGCUCUGUCUCACGAGCGAAGGGAUGUUUCUGAUAACAUAAACUGGACUUCAGCUCACAAGAAUCUUAAUUCUCAAUGGGAAAGUAAUAUCGUUAAUCCUUCAUAUUCCAAAGAUCAUUCCAAGUGGCAGCCUGGUGAGGACCCAGUUCUCAAGCGACAACUGUCAGCCAUGCUGGAGAGAGAACAAGAAGCAAAGAAGAUGUUGCAGCAGUCUGCAAUGCUGGAGAGAGAACAAGAAGCCAUGAGGGUGCUGCAGCAGUCUCCUGAGAAUCUUAUGCUUUACUACAAAGAUCCACAAGGGCAAGUCCAAGGUCCGUUUUCUGGUAGUGAUAUAAUUGGAUGGUUUGAAGCCGGGUACUUUGGCAUUGAGUUGCUAGUCCGUGUAGCAUCAGCAUCAAAAGAAGUGCCCUUUGCAGCACUUGGUGAUGUAAUGCCUCAUUUAAGAGCGAAGGCAAGGCCGCCACCUGGUUUUGCACCUCCAAAGCAGAAUGAAGUGUCAGAAGUAAAUACUAGGCCCACCUUUGGUAGCUUUGGGCCUCCAACAAUAGGUGUCAAUGAAGUUGACAUGCUAAGAAAUGAACCAAGGCAUAAACUUGGGUCAACUACUGAAGCUGAGAAUAGAUUUUUGGAGUCACUGAUGGCUGGCAAUAUGGCCAAUUCAUCCCAAGGUAUGCAAGCAUUUGUUGCUGCCAAUAGUCCUGGUGGAAUGUUGCCCCCAGGAGCAGAUGGUAGCGAGAUAUACCUUUUGGCGAGGAAAAUGGCUCUGGAACGACAGAGAUCAAUUCCCAGUGCACCUCAGAUAUCACAUGAAAAACUCUUGUCGUCACUCACUGAUAACUCCCGCCAGCCACCUCGUCCUCCAAAUGCUGACUUAAUGUCAAUUUUGCAAGGCGGAGCUGAGAGAUCUGGUUCUGGUGUAAAUAAUGGUGCAACUGUGGGUUGGUCAAAUUUUCCUGUCCAAAGUGGUUUAGAUCCAAUUCAGGAUAAGGUUGACUUGCAUCAUGGACAGACUUUGCAAGCACCUUUUGUUCAACAGCAAAGGCUGCAGCCACAAAACACGCCUCCUUUAGCAAAUAUGGUUGGUCAACCUAUGGAUAAUCAAUCUUCUGUGUUACUACCUGAUAAAAUGUUACCAUCAGGUUUUCCCCAGGAUCCACAGCUACUUAAUAUGCUGCACCAACAGUACUUGCUGCAGUUGAAUCACCAGGCUCCGCUUCCUCCCCAGCAGCUGUCGGUGCUAGAUAAGCUUCUGUUACUUAACCAACAGCAGAAACAAGAGGAACAACAGCAGCAGUUGUUACGGCAACAACAGCAGCUUCUGUCUCAGGUUCUGUCUGAGCAACAUACUCUCCAGCAGCAGUUCAGGGAACAUUCCUAUGGUCAGUUGCAGCCAACUCCUGCCAUGACUUCUGGAAGUUCAUCUGUUGAUCAUUCUCGUCAACCCUUGAAUGAUCCCCUUCAGAUGGGUUUGCAGCAGUUUCCAGUUUCCAGUGUUCAAGAUGAGCGCACCACUAGUUCCAUCAAUUUGGCUCUACAACCACAAGUUGUGCAUGAUGUCAGUCACAAUGGUGAUUCAAAACCAUCUUUUAUUCAUCUUCCUCAUCAAUUGCUUGGAGAUGCUAGUGCCCCUAAAAGCCAGAGUGGUAGUCUUCCUGAACAAAUUGAUGAUAUCCAUGAAAAGAUAUCUUUGCCCUCAUCAGCAUUUGUUGAAAGCUCACUGCCAAAGGUGCCGACAGCGACAAACAAGUCUUCAGUUGAGAGUUCUCUUGGGCAUGGGCAUAUGCUUCCCUCUGAGUCGCAUGUUUCUCCACAACUGCAGCAGAGAGCAGUAGAAGCUUUGGUAACUGAAGCAGGUAAAAAAGUUGCUAGUUCCUUACCCAUUACUGAGCCAUCUGUGGAUACUUAUGAACCUGAACCUGCAAUGCCUGAAAGUCUGAAGUCCCCAGCUCAGGAGCAGCAAGUUGUUAAAGAGAAAGUUAAUGUCGAGUCUGUCGAAGAUGUUAGAAAUAUUGAAGUUCGUGAGGUUAAAAAGGCUUCUGAAAAGAAAUCUAGAAAACAGAAGUCUGCCAAGGCUGUUUCCUCAUCUGACCAGGCGAAAGCUACAUCAAAAGCUGGCUCUUCUCAGCAGCUAGAAUCAAGUGAUGAAACUGCUGGAAAGUUACAUGAGGCGUCUCCUCGAAAGACGAAAGACAAGAAAUCGGGCACUUACUCUGGGGAAAAUUUGGAAAACCUACAGGUUAAGAGUUCGAUGAUGUCAGCUGGCAUUUCCCAGGAUGCUGCUGAUGCUGUGGAGACUAGGAGUGAAGUUAAGCAAGUUGCUUCAGACCCGGUGCUAAAUGCACCAAGCCUUGCAGCUCAACGAGCUUGGAAACCUGCUCCUGGUUUCAAACCAAAGUCGUUAUUGGAAAUUCAGCAAGAAGAACAAAGGCGGGUACAGAUUGAAGUGCCUUUUUCUGAGACCAUGCCAGUUGUCAGUUCUGUGGGUCUGUCCGCCCCUUGGUCUGGUCUUGUAGGUGGUUCGGAGCCUAAGAUUUUCAGAGAAGCACAAAAAGAGACUAACAGCACGGAAAUAUAUGGUGGGAAGCCAGAAAUUUCACCGAGCUCUAAAAGUAAGAAAAGCCAGUUGCAUGAUUUAUUGGCUGAAGAAGUUUUGGCUAAGACUGUUGAACGUGAGAUGGAGUCGAGCGACAGCGUGUCUGGCUUAUCUUCACAGCAAGUAGCAAGUAACAGUAUUGAGUCUGUGGAUGAUAACAACUUUAUUGAAGCUAGGGAUACUAAAAAAAGUAGGAAAAAGUCUGGUAAAGGAAAGGGUUCUGGAGCCAAAUUGGCAGUAUCCCAAGCGUCUGCUGAUCUGCCUAUUAGCUCUAGCCCCGUUGAGAAAGUCAAGGGCUCAUCUCGAGCGGCGCAACAAGAGAAGGAAGUAUUGCCUGCAAUCCCUUCAGGUCCUUCCUUCGGUGAUUUUGUUUUGUGGAAAGAUGAGUCUUCCUUGAAUCAAUCCCCAUCUCCAGCGUGGUCUGCUGACUCUAAGAAGAUUCCCAAACCUACAUCCUUAAGAGAUAUUUUGAAGGAGCAGGGGAAAAAGACUUCUUCGGUCCAACCUCAGAUCCCGAUACCAACCCCUCAAAAAUCGCAGCCUCCACAAGCCAUGCAUGCGAGUGGAUCUGGGUGGUCAAUAUCCGCAGCUUCUCCAUCUAAGGCAGCUUCUCCUAUCCAGAUUAGUGUGGCUUCUCAGUCGAAGCAUAAAGAAGAUGAUGACUUAUUCUGGGGUCCAGUUGAACAAAAACACGAACCCAAGCAGUCAGAGUACCCUCAACUUACCAGUCAAGGAAGUUGGGGAACCAAAAGCAGCACCCCAGUGAAAUCAACUCCUGCCUCAUUGGGACGCCAGAAGUCAAUGACUAGCAGGCCUGCGGAGCGUCCCAUUUCCUCCUCACCGGCACAAUCUUCUCUAAAGGGGAAGAAAGAAGCAGCCAACAAUAAACAUUCAGAGGCAGUGGGUUUCAGAGAUUGGUGCGAGAGUGAGUGUGUUAGAUUGCUCGGUUCAAAAGACACAAGUUUCUUGGAGUUCUGCUUGAAGCAGUCGAGAUCAGAAGCAGAAAUGCUUCUGAUUUCAAAUAUCGGAUCAGUCGACCCUAAUCACCAGUUCAUCGAAAAGUUCCUGAACUACAAGGAGCUAUUGCCAGCAGAUGUUAUUGACAUCGCCUUUCAAAUUCGGAAUGAUCGCAAGGUCACUGGGUUCAGUGCCGGAGACAUGAAUUCCGAGAAUUCGGCGGGGGUCAAGGACUUAGACUACGAUGUGGCAGCAACCGCGGAUGGAUUUUCCAAGACUGGUGGUGGUAAGAAGAAAGGAAAGAAAGGCAAGAAGGUUAGCCCUUCAGUUCUUGGGUUCAACGUGGUGAGCAACAGAAUCAUGAUGGGAGAGAUUCAAUCAGUUGAAGAUUAG
Molecule: messenger RNA, 5421 nt
Organism: Linum trigynum
Lineage: Eukaryota; Viridiplantae; Streptophyta; Magnoliopsida; Malpighiales; Linaceae
Source: the annotation of a GenBank genome assembly